AGCUGCGACUGUGGACUGAGGGCUCUCUAUUCAACACAAGCUUUCUUGGCCCUUGGAACUCUUACCGCACUUGCAAUCCGGGCUUGAUACUCCUAGGUCUGUAUAUCCGUAUGACGAGGUAGACGAGUCAAAGGCACCUACUCUCCAAUUCUCUUGAUCAACGGAACGUCUCAUGGAUCGACCAUCAAGUGCUGCUCGUCGGCGGACGUUCGACCUUCCCUCCAAGCCAGAGACCGGAUUGGCAGAAUGGACAAGCAAGAUCAAAGAGCUACAACGGCAGGUCGACCAGGACGAGGAGACGGAACAUAAGCGACUUGAGGAGGAGAUCCGGGCAUCCAGGAUGGCUCGUCUGCGUAGGAGCGGUCAAAUCGGGAGCGUCGACCUAUCUAAGAGCGACCUGUCCAGUGUGGCCUCAUCGCCCGCGCCGGACAGCCCAGCGAGCCCGGCUGGAAGGCAGCAGGGUCAAGAAGACGCCUUACGGAGACUGACUGGCGAGGCACGGCCAUCCACAACGGAGCCUGUGAAAUCCGUCUCCUCCAAGGCCCCCAUGUCGCUCGCGGAAUUCAUGGGAGGUCGUGCGACUGGUCCGCGACUUACGCGGCAUGCACCCCAACAGGAUGCCCAUGACCCGACUCAGUUUGAGCAGCGUACGCUCAGGAAUAUCACCACCCCUCAUCCGGUCUUUGGCCGUGGCGGCGUCGCUAUGCCUGGCAUGACAGGCAGAAAUCGCACACCCGCGCCAUCUACGCCGGAGCCGGAGGAGCGAGCGAGGCUAGCCUCGGUGGCCAACCAUAUCACUGGACGGGACCGCAAACAGAGUACGCCCUCCGUCGUGCAGUCGAUCGUACACAAAGUCGAAGUGGAGACAGUAGCGCCGCAGAAGACCGGAGCCUCAACCGCUUCUUCUUACACGAUGCGACAGCGUACAAUCAGUACACCGACUGGUAGCGCCCCCCUAAUAAGCGCACCUCCGACUCGUACAUGGGAGACCACGGUACAGCACAACAACGGCGCUACAUCCCGGCCAGUGUCAAUUUCCCCUGGCCUACGUUCAGCAACACCUGGACAGGACCGUCACACACCCGCGAGGCCUAUACAAACCCCACCACCUGUAUCUUCAUCCUCCAUAUCACGUCCUUCGAGUUCUUCUCGCAGCCCUGCCCCAACUUCUCCAACCACCUCAUCCUCCCCGAAAGCAACCAUAAGCACGCCAUCCCUGGCGAGACCAAUCCAACCGUCACCGCGCGCUUCUCUCGGACCUCAGCUCCCAAUCUCCCUAAAUCCUUCGCCUGCGUUCCUUCGUGCACCUCCACCUAAAGACCCCACGCCGAGUAUCAGCCGUCUGCAAGGACGCGGCUUCGUCAAGAGCAUGGUACAAGCGACCGCUCAACUUUCAGUUGUAGCGCCUCCCACCCCACCCCUGCCAGAGAAGAAGGAUUCCGGAGGGCGAAAGUCAGCGCCUGUUCUAGACCGAUGGCAGAACACCGGAACCACGAGCUCGACGCCAUCUCCUCCGCCAAUUAUCUCUCCUCGGCCCGCUGCGAUGCGCAAGUCGUGGACGGUUGACCCGUCUUCUCCGGAUACGACGCCCCCGCGCUCGGUGAAGACGGACUACACGGGCAGGUCGCUCAAGUCCGUCUCCUCUGUCCCCUCCUUCCACCACUCAGACGCAGCAUCGUCUUCAGCCAGGAGCGAUGCGGGCGACGGCUCUCCGCGCGGGCGAGGCCUCGGGUCGUCCACGACGAUGAUCUCGUACAUCAAGCCCAUCAAGACGGGCGACAGACCGAUGACGGCGUCGCCGCCUCCUCCAGAGGUGGUGGACGAGAUGGGCGUGCGGGUGCGUACGCGCAGCAAGAGCCAGCAUCGCUCGCGGAGCCGGCACCGCUCGAAGAGCAGAGAGGCGCCGCGCGAGGAGCGGGAGGGCGGGGGAGCAUCUGCGGGGCUUCCGCCAGCGGGCAAACCACUCAGUCAUCUGACGAAGGACAGGGCGAAGAAGCCUCGGAAGGCGAGGUUUGCGCAAGACCCUGUCCAGGAGACUCGUGUAGUCUCUUCUUCAGCAGCUUCUGCUGAGGUGAAGCAGACCUCGCAGCCAGAGCCGGCGCCGCUCUCUCACCUUAUCUCGACUGCACCGGCCCCGGAGGUUGUGGUCUCUCUUCCGUCGUCGGACCAUGCACCGACUUCGCAGCAGGAGCAAAAGCCUGUUUCGCCGCUGAAGAGCAGGUUCGAGGAUGACUUUGUCCCUUCAGCGUCCCCGCCGGUGGCAAACAAGCCUAGCCAGCUCAGCCAGCUAGUGAUGCCGAAGUCGCUGGUGGCUCCUACGCAAAGCAUCGCUUCCCCUGUCACGCCUAACCGUGGCUUGACCCCAUCGCCGACCUCACAGCAGGCGAAGGAGAAGCCUCCGGCGUCCCCCGGACGUCACACUCGUAUUCCGAGCACUGGAAACCGGGCACUAGUCAUGGAUGUCGCGCAGGCCCUGGCAGUGCAGACCGCCCUUGAACAGAGGCAGCCGCGAGAGGAGCAGGAGGCUGAAGUACCUCCACCGCCGGACGUCAAGAUCGUCGCGGCGAACUGGGGACCCAGGAACGGGACUGCCAGGGCCGACGCUGAUAAGCGGAAAUCUAGCUACGAGAGAUACUCGGCGAUCAUGAUGCCCCCGCUAGAGGAGGAAAAGACACCUACACCUUCGCCGGCUGGGACACUUGCUCGUUCGUCUGUCCCUGUGGUGCCAGACGUCAUCCCUGAAACAGAGCAAGAGGUCGCGCCUCCUGCAGUGGAAGGGCCUGCAGAGUCUUCAGCGUCGUUGGCAGAGGUCGUGUCAGAACCAGCAGCGCCCGCUGAAAGCAAGAUCAUCCACAUUGAAUCUGUCGACGAGCCAUUGCCUAAUAUCGAUGUCGCCGCGCUGCUCAACUCAGGCUGCAGUCCGUACUCGCCGGAUGCAGAUGUGCAGACGAUUUCGGUCGAUGUCAUGAUUAUCGUGGGGAACGUGGCGACCGCCAUUCCUCGUGACACUUACAUCUUCUACGACCACGACGUUUUGGCUAUCAUACAUCGCGCUAAAGUGCGGUCUACCGGUCUCGUCUCAACAAAGGUGUGGGGAUGGAAAGGGAAGCACGGCCGCCUCGGGGAACGAGAGGAGCAAAAGCUUCAGGGACUUGCGCGACAAUACGGGACGAAAAUGGUCAGGAUCCAGCAAUAUUGUGAACCCACGGAGCUAGUAGCGGUCCUGGGCGGGAAGCUUGCUAUUCGUCAGGGUUCGCGGUCGCACUGGUCUCCCGAGAAUACCGCCAUGCAUCUCGUUCGGUCCCUGAAUGGGGUAACCUUCAUAGACGAGGUCGACAUAGGCAUCCGGAACCUAUGCUCAGCGUUCAGCUAUUGCUUGUCCCUCCUGGGAUCGUUGUAUGUCUGGCACGGAUGCGGUUCUGCUGACGCUGAGCGCGCGGCCGCUUGUGAAUAUGCGAGGGCCCUUGCUUCGUCGGCAAGUGUCAUUGAACUCGUCGAGGGCGAGUCAGAUGCGGAUGACGAGAUGUUCUGGCUAAUCCUUGGCGAUGGCGAGUAUGCGAAGGCCGAUUAUUGGAAGUGGAAGGCAUCUUCUCCGUCUGUUCACCCACGCAUAUGGUCAGUAGAUGCAACGAAGGGAGAUGAUGCGAUCCAACCUGUCCCUGCAUUUGCGGAUCACCCAGAAUUCCACCACCUUGUUCACCUCGUGGACUGUGUCUGGGAGUUCUUCGUCGUCGUCGGCAGUGAAGCUCGUGGCAAACGAAGAGAUAUCAAACUGGCACUCGCAGUAGCUACGAAAUUGUCUGAUAUCACGGCCUCAUCGAGGCCAUUUACCCCAACGGUACAUGCAUUGAUCCUGCCUUCACAACUGCCUACCGACCUCAGGCUUCACUUCCGAGACCUUGAUGAGGCUGCUGUGAAUGCCGGACAUAUACCAGAGCAUAUGAAUCUCCUCGCUGCAGGGGAUGCAGAGGAACAUCUGAAGACAACUACAUGGGAAAGGGCUAUCACGAAAGACCCCUCUAUGUUGCCCUUGGGCGUACACGUUUCGGAUCUGAGGUGAUCUGAUUCACUAUUUCAGGAACACUAUCUCCAUCCCGCACCACUCGCUUUAUAUACCUCCGCUGGACUAACCAAGCUAUGCUUAUGUGGAAUGCUAUCUAUCGCAGUUCUCGUGCUUCAUCCUUCAGCUAUGUUGUUUGACUCCCGGAUUUGCUCACGCUCCAGUCCCAGUUGAGCACUUGAUUUCAGAGC
Fomitopsis serialis is the source of this 4251-nucleotide messenger RNA. RefSeq lists its product as uncharacterized. Bases 173 to 4060 code for a protein of 1295 amino acids. Lineage: Eukaryota; Fungi; Basidiomycota; Agaricomycetes; Polyporales; Fomitopsidaceae. Gene Ontology annotation, biological process: barbed-end actin filament capping; actin filament severing. Gene Ontology annotation, molecular function: actin filament binding; phosphatidylinositol-4,5-bisphosphate binding. The record is from RefSeq and is a predicted model, not a curated record. The transcript has 11 exons.